GACUGUUUACACUACCGACCGAAGCUAUCGGUGACGCCUGCGCUACCGUUACCGGUAAUGGUUGGUGGGUAAUAGUCCAAGUAAUGGUGGUGAAAAACACCUGCAUAACCAAACAAUCAAUCGGCGUCAGCCCUUCAUUAUCCAUCGUGGGAGAAGUUCACUUCGUUGCUCUGACACGUGAAUGAUAGGUGCACGGAGCCCACGCGGUAGAGCCGGCUGGAAUCGAGUCGCUGCCGGCCGCGUGGCGCCGCAGUGCCCACUACGAUGGCGCUGAAAACUGUGGUCGGUCAGAAGAUCCUGGAGCUGGUGAGGGCAGCCAGAAGGCCGAGCGGCGCGCCCGACUGGCGUGUGCUGAUCGUGGACGAGCUGUGCAUGCGCAUGGUGUCUGCGUGCUGCAAGAUGCACGACCUGGCCCAGGAGGGCGUCACCAUCGUGGAAGACCUGCGGAAGCGCCGCGAGCCGCUGCCGCACCUGGAGGCCGUCUACCUGGUGCAGCCGACUGAGCGUUCGGUACGCGCCCUGCUGGCUGACUGGAGCACCGGCGGCCGGCCCAUGUACCGCGCCGCGCACAUCCUCUUCUCGGAGCCGUGUCCGGACGGCCUGUUCGAGCUGCUGGCCGGCGCCGGCGUGUCGCGCCACGUGCGAACCCUGAAGGAGGUGAACAUGGCGUUCGUGCCGCUGGAGGCGCUGCUGUACUCGCUGGACGCGCCGCGCACCCUGCCGGCCGUGCUGUCGGGCGGCGGCGGCGCCCAGCUGGAGCGUCUGGCCGAGCAGCUGGCCACACUGUGCGCCACGCUCGGCGAGUACCCGGCCGUCCGCUACCGAGACCACUGUGCGCACAACGAGCAGCUGGCGCGCCUGCUGCAGGCGCGACUGGACGCCCACAAGGCGGACGAGCCCACCAUGGGACAGGGCGCCGAAAAGGCGCGCUCUCAGCUGCUGAUCCUGGACCGCGGCUUCGACGCCGUGUCGCCGCUGCUGCACGAGCUCACCCUGCAGGCCAUGGCCUACGACCUGCUGCCCAUCGAGAACGACGUCUACAAGUACGAGGCCAGCAAGGGCGACGGCCUGAAGGAGGUGCUGCUGGACGACAAUGACGACCUGUGGGUGGAGCUGCGCCACCAGCACAUCGCCGUCGUCUCACAGCAGGUCACUAAGAACAUGAAGAAGUUCGUGGAGACCAAGCGCGGCAUGUCGACGGACAAGGCGUCGAUGCGCGACCUGGGCCAGCUCAUCAAACGGAUGCCGCAGUACCAGCAGGAGCUGAGCAAGUACUCGACGCAUCUGCACCUGGCUGAGGAGUGCAUGAAAGGAUACACCGGUCGCGUCGACAAACUCUGCAAGGUGGAACAGGACUUGGCCAUGGGCACCGAUACGGAAGGCGAGAAGAUCCGCGACCACAUGCGCAACAUCGUGCCCAUCCUGCUGGACCAGAACGUCACCACGUACGACAAGAUCCGGAUCAUCCUGCUCUACAUCCUGGCCAAGAACGGCAUCAGCGAGGAGAACCUCAACAAGCUGGUGCAGCACGCGCAGAUCCCGGCCGCCGAGCGUGACAUCAUCACCAACCUGGCCAAACUGGGCCUGGAGGUGGUGGUCGAGGGACAGCACCGGCGCAAAAUACCGCAGGUGGCGCGCAAGGAGCGCGUCUCGGAGCACACCUACCAGACGUCCCGCUGGACGCCCGUCAUCAAAGACAUCAUGGAGGACGCCAUCGAGCUGAAACUGGACGAGCGCCAGUUUCCGUUCCUGGCCGGCCGGGCGGCGCAGACUGGCUACCCGCGCGCCACGCCCACCACGGCCCGCUACGGCCACUGGCACAAGGACAAGGGCACGCCGGCGGCGCGCUCCGUGCCGCGGCUCAUCGUCUUCGUGCUGGGCGGCGUCUGCUACAGCGAGAUCCGCACCGCAUACGAGGUGACGGCGGCACUGAAGAACUGGGAGGUGCUGAUUGGCAGCGAGCAGCUGCUCACACCGGAGAGUUUCCUGGGCAGCCUGGCUGGGCUGGGCGGCCCGGCCGAGUGACCGCGCUGCCGCUGCGGGGGCCCGGGGCAGGAGCCGGCCAGGCCGGCCGAUCCCGGCGCCGGUAUCAUUAGCCAUUACUGAUAUCAGGUGCAGCUGGCGGCUGACGGAGCUGCCCGCGAUUGACCUGGUGAUUCAGCGGCCUCCGCGGUCGCUCUUUGUGCGGCGAGUGGUGAUUGUUACGCCGUAUGGAAUUCUCCGACACGGCGGUGAGCUUCCGCAGCCUAAGAGCUGCCGUGCUGCUGUCGCAUAAAGUUCCAGUUGCUGCGCGUGCCUUCCUGUACGUAUAAUGGAUGUGUCUAUGGAGGCUGGAUGGGGCGGGCGGGCUGUCCCGGGGGCGGUGGGUACUGGCUGAGGGUACCCGCCGCCGUGCCGAGGCGCUGAGGGCUGGGACAGCCUGCCCCCGCCGGCGGUGACACGCCCGUCCGCGCCACGCGACCCGUCCGGCGGAGCGGCGCCUUCCACUAUCGAGAUUACAGGGCUGUUUAGCGGGGCGGGCGGGGCGCUGGUGAGCAGCGCCCCAUUCCACAGGUUCGGCUGUUAUAUUGGCCGGACGGCCGCUUCCGUGCUUAUGCGCUGAUCAGAUUAUCAUAUACAAGUGCGUCUUACUGCGGCUGCACGUCUGUGAUUGUUGUUCCGGUUGUUGCUCCUGAUGGCGGCUGAGUGCCGUGUGGCGCCGGCAGCCAAACUUGGGAGGCCGCCGGCAGUGGAGGUGGCGCCUGCCAGCCCCUGUGUUCCCAGCGUAGCGGGCAGUAUAUCUGGCGCACUGUUUGAGCGCGCCGCCGACUGCGGACCAUAUACAUUAUACAUACAUAUAUGUAUAUAUAUGUUACAGGGAGUUUGAGAAAUCCGUGAGUUUGCAAACUCCCUAGGGAGUUUGCAAACUCCCUGACCCAUCAGUGAGUUUGCAAACUCACUAGGGAGUUUACAAAUUCACUAGGGAGUUUGCAAACUCACUGACCGGUCAGGGAGUUUGAGAAAUUCCAGAGCGAUUGGGCCAAAUAAAAUCAAGUGUGUAAGAUGAUGGUGGCAUACGUGCCGUCAGUGAUGUUAAAACAAAGGCGGCUAGUGGUACGGCCUAUAUAAUUGCAAGCUGACAAAAAGCUUACAGAUCCUUAAUUGUUUUACCGGAAAAAAAUGCUACUCGCGGCUAUGUAA
Molecule: messenger RNA, 3180 nt
Organism: Amphibalanus amphitrite
Lineage: Eukaryota; Metazoa; Arthropoda; Thecostraca; Balanomorpha; Balanidae
Product: protein ROP-like
Exons: 7
Coding region: 265-2025 (586 amino acids)
Biological process (GO): intracellular protein transport; neurotransmitter secretion; vesicle-mediated transport
Cellular component (GO): secretory granule; plasma membrane
Molecular function (GO): syntaxin binding
Source: RefSeq, a predicted model, not a curated record